AUUACGGACACUGUUUGCACACAAACCUUGAGAGCAAAGGUUGAAAGCAACUGUUCAUCGACUUGUCGUGCAUAAUACUUAAACGCUACUGGAUCCUCGGGCGAACGCGAAUAUCGUAGUCUCGUCGUAGAAAAUAUUAAUUGUGAAACGAUUUCAAGUGCUUCAACAGAUUGAUUACGCGUUCAGUGAGCAGCAAUAUGUCACAAGCGAUUAAUAAACUUGGUCGAAAUAACAGCCAUAAACGUUUCACUAUAGCUACAGCAAAUACAUACACAAGCACACCAAAAUCUGUACCCGUAAAAUGGAACAGCAUAUCCUUAUCAGAGAUCGAUACAGCUUCUUCUUCAAGCGGAGGCAGAAGAAAUUUACAGUUGCAGAUGCAAGAUCUGGCAAAGAAGCGCAUAGGAUACACGAGGAAAAAGAAAAGAGAAGACACGAAAGGAAAAAAGGAAAGCUCUGAUAGCGACUGGGAAGUUGCACAGAAAGAAUUAAUCGACAAACCUUUGAAAGAAAAGCAAAAGAAAAACUUAAAGGGUGAGAAAAAAGCCGUCAAAAGGAAGCAACUAUUAACAGACACGGAUAGCGAUUGGGAAACCGAAUGGGAAAAUUCAAUGCAUUCGCAGGAAACCAUCCUGAACGACGACGAGCGCAUCAAACUAUUUGAGGAUCUACCGGAAACAAUUCGAGAUAUACCGAGCGCGUACAAAGAAAUUUUAUUCACGCACGAAUCACCGAUUAGAGAUGUCCCUCGAAAAAGACGGCGUUCAAAUUCAAAAGUGAAUGAUAUAUCGCAAGAUACCUUGCUUUCUGUAAAUUUACUAACGUCGGACGUACGAACUCUGGAGGAACUAGACGAAGAUGAAACAAUAUUCGAUGUAAACAAGGCGAAAUCACAUGGUCCAUUACGGAAACCAGAAGAAGGUCCGAAAGAACAUCCUGAAAACUUUCCAACUUUGCGCCAGAAGAAAUUUGUCAAAACAUAUUCCAGAAAGACAUCUCAGAAAACUUCGUCUUCUCCGAUGAAAGUGGAUUUUAUGCGAAAACUUCCUAAGAUUUCUAGGAAGAUGGAAAGUCCUCCGAUUCCUCCAGGGAUGGUAUGCGAUAGUGGAUAUUGGGACAAAAGUUCAAAAAAAUUUAUAAUGAAAAGAGAAUAUGGUAAACGCAUAAUAAAGACUAGCAAAAGAAACACGAGAAAAUUACGGGAACAAAAUGAUGAUGUAUAUGCUAUCGAGGAAACAGACAAAGAAUUCGAAACUGAUGGCCAAGAUGGUAAACGAAUACCUUUUCGUGAAUUUUGUCGCAGACAAAAGAAAAGCAGACAAGACGCAGUCAUAAUAACAUCUUCAUCUUCCUCGGAUACAUAGAAACUAAACGAUUUGUUUGUAGUUGCUUAUAUACUAGUAAAUAUUAUAUACUAGUAAAUACUUAUAAUUA
This is a messenger RNA of Vollenhovia emeryi, 1434 nucleotides long. RefSeq lists its product as uncharacterized. The transcript has 4 exons. NCBI's taxonomy places the organism in Eukaryota, Metazoa, Arthropoda, Insecta, Hymenoptera, Formicidae. Bases 198 to 1364 code for a protein of 388 amino acids. The record is from RefSeq and is a predicted model, not a curated record.